Mauremys mutica (yellowpond turtle) is the source of this 1573-nucleotide messenger RNA. RefSeq lists its product as uncharacterized. Gene Ontology annotation, biological process: cellular response to lipopolysaccharide; immune response; negative regulation of T cell proliferation. NCBI's taxonomy places the organism in Eukaryota, Metazoa, Chordata, Testudines, Geoemydidae. The transcript has 7 exons. Gene Ontology annotation, cellular component: external side of plasma membrane. Bases 180 to 938 code for a protein of 252 amino acids. The record is from RefSeq and is a predicted model, not a curated record.
UCUUGUGGCUGGCGAGGGGGAGGCGCCUGCUCAGAUACCAGGCAGCCAGGAGGUCACUGGGCCUGUGGGCAGAGGUGCUGACCACAAAUGCUUCCACCGGCCCUCGUAGACUGACGCUUCCGGAGGAUGCUGAGGCUGAGCUGAGCGGGCCCUGCGGAGCCACCCAGAGAGUGGGGACCAUGGAGCAGCUGCAAGCUCUGAGCCCCGUCCUCUGCAUUGUCCUCCUCAUCCCCGCCUGGACAGCAGCUGUCGCAGAAAUUCCAGUUGGUUGCAAGAGAGAGCCGAACCCAAAUGUGGGAGCAUCUGGCCAGAAACCAGCUAGUCUGAAAAUUUCUCAGGAGCCCAGAUCCCUCCACGCCACAGCUGGGGAGAACGUGACCCUGAGCUGCACCUUCCAGAGCAGAUAUGGCAGCAGAGCCAAGGUGCUUUGGUUCAGGGGCUCUGGAGAAGACGUGGUGCUGGAUGCUAACCACCCCUUCUACCAGGGGCGACUCCAUGUGUCCAGGCUGGAUGAGAUCAGUAAGGGGAAGGCGACGCUGACGCUGUCUAAACUGGACAAGAGAGACUCUGGCCUCUAUCAGUGCUGCAUCGAAAUCCACAAUGAGACGACAGGGAUGGGAGGAGGCACCAAUCUAACAGUGAUGAGGAGAAACCAGAGUGUGACUGAGGACAGAAAGGAAAUGAAGCUGGACGCCAGCACAGAACUCACCAUCUACAGAGCCACGAUUGCUCUGGCAGGCGUCAGCAUCAUCAUCUUAGUUACCGCCCUCCUGCUGCGCAGACGCACAGCAGCCUCCCCAGACACCCAACAGCAGCAGCCGGCAAAGGGGCACAGCAGAGCUGGUGGUAACGCGAGCAAGGAUCUGCACUACGCUGAGAUCACUUUCAAGGCUCCGGCUCACACAGAAUAUGCUUCCGUCCGGACCCAGCGGCUCUGAAGAGUCAGAUCUGACUGUGAAGCAAAGGGAGAUGCAGGGAAUGGCAGGAGAUCCCUUCAUCACACAACCUUGGAGGCGUCUCCCACAGUUAGUGCUGUCUAUGCACAAAGCCUGUUGCUUCUGGACAGUUACUUACAGAUGACCGUAGUGAUAGAUGUGUGAGGCUUUGGGCCAGAUCCCCAGCUGGUGUCAAUCAGCCGCUCCUCUGGGGAUGUUGAUGGGAUCAGAACCCCAGCUGGUGUGAAUUGGUGUCACUCCUCUCAGCAAGAGGGGAGGUACAGUUCAGCCCAGGAACCUGGCCCACAGAAAACUUCCAAGUGGUGCCCAUGGGAGUUGUAAUUCAGGUACCACAUUCUCUAUGGGCAUGCUCUUUGGAAGAACUACAUCUCCCAUGAUGCACCAUGUUCUCUUCUCUGGAUGAGGGGUGGGUGUUAUAGGAGUCCCUAGCAGGGAUGCAUCAUAGAAGAUCCACUCUGGCCCAAAGAGAACAAGGCCCUGGAAUGACAACUCCUACACGGCCCUGCUUUGAAUCAAAACAAUUCAGUUUUUGAGAUUUCGCCCCAACAUUGAAAUUCUCUGCAGAAAACAAUCAAUGAUAGUGUAAAAUGUAAUGUGUUGAAAUUUUCCAUGGGGGG